Durusdinium trenchii is the source of this 456-nucleotide messenger RNA. The record is from the annotation of a GenBank genome assembly. Lineage: Eukaryota; Dinophyceae; Suessiales; Symbiodiniaceae.
AUGGCCGUCGCUGGAAAGCGCCGUUUUGGUGUGUUGGCAGCGUACCUGGUGGUGCUGGGGCCGGCCUUCUGCCACAUCAAGUGGCAGCAAGUUACAACAGCAAGGCGUACUUGUUUGCAUGCUUCCUCCGAGACAGCAGAGGCCCUGGAGAUCUUUGGCCUAGAAUCAGUGCCAAGCUUUGAGGAGUUGCGGCGAUCUUUUCGUAGGUUGGCGGCGAAGACACAUCCAGAUGUCAGCGGAUCUGCGGACUCCUUUCGCAGAGUUGUAGACGCGUAUCGACAUCUUCAGAGUGUUGAUCCUGGUACAGGAAAAGAUGCGGUUGAUGAAUUCUUGAAAGAUUGGCUGGAAGAAAGUCCUGUGCCUGGGUGGGGCGACUUCGGACAGAUUGAGAGAGACACAGACGAUGACGGCAUGAUGCAGCAACCGAGGGUGGCGUGCAGGAAGGCGAUGUGGUGA